This is a messenger RNA of Wasmannia auropunctata (little fire ant), 5289 nucleotides long. It is a transcript of the gene LanB2, whose product is annotated as laminin subunit gamma-1. The coding region runs from base 248 to 5110 and encodes 1620 amino acids. NCBI's taxonomy places the organism in Eukaryota, Metazoa, Arthropoda, Insecta, Hymenoptera, Formicidae. The record is from RefSeq and is a predicted model, not a curated record. The transcript has 23 exons.
UCGUCGGUGGUCCACGGCGGAGCGAGCUCGCGCGCGCGUCGUCCCAGCAUCCCGAUCCCGUGGAAGGUUAAUGGGAGAUGCACGAUCGAUAACGAUCGCUCGACGGCGGUGAUCUUCGUCGAUGGACGCGUUGCCUAACCUCAAAGACAGCCCUGAAUAUUCACGUUGGUUUCGCGAAUAGCGUGGGAAGUUGCGCCCGAGUGUCCGGACAGAGAGAGAGAGAAAUUCUUACCUCGCGGGGAUAAAAAUGAGAGGAGUCGCGAUAUGGGGCCUGCUGUUGCUCGUGGGAAGCUGCGCCGUCCUGGCCGAUCCCGAGGCCGAGCCAUCGGAGGAGCUGUUCAGUCGGCUGCAGCUACCAAAAAAUCGUAAUGAGGACAAGUGUUACGACGAGAAUGGCAGGCCGCAGAGAUGUAUACCGCCGUUCGAAAACGCAGCUUUUAACGUGCUGAUGGAGGCGACGAACACGUGCGGCGAGGAACGUCCGAUCGAAUUCUGCAAGCAGACGGGCGUGCAAAAGAAGUCGUGCGAAAUUUGCCGUCGCGGCGACCACUCGGCCGUCUUCCUCACCGAUCACGAUAAUAACGACAAUGCUACCUGGUGGCAAUCGGACACCAUGUACGAAGAGUACCCCAACCAGGUCAAUCUCACCCUCCCUCUAGGAAAGACAUUUGACAUAACAUACGUCAGAGUGCUGUUCGAGUCGCCCCGGCCGGAAAGCUGGGGUAUCUAUAAGCGGAAGAACGAGAAGUCACCGUGGGAGCCUUAUCAAUUUUAUUCAGCGACAUGCCGGGACACGUAUAAGCUGCCCGAAUCCAAAGAAACCAUUCGCGGUGACGACACUCGCGUGCUAUGCACCUCGGAAUUCUCUGACAUUUCUCCGCUCACCAAAGGCACCGUUGCCUUUUCGACUUUGGAGGGCCGGCCUUCCGCCUAUUACUUUGAAACCAACCCCGAACUUCAGGAAUGGGUGCAAGCGAGAGAUUUGAGGAUCACUCUGGACAAGUUGAAUACAUUUGGUGAUGAAGUUUUCGGCGACGCGCAAGUGUUGAAAUCUUACUACUAUGCGAUAGCUGAUGUAGCGGUCGGUGCGAGAUGCGCCUGCAACGGCCACGCCGGAGAAUGCGUAAACAGUACCAGCGUGGAGGGCAAAACUCGCAGAGUCUGCCGAUGCGAGCACAACACCGCUGGUCCAGAUUGCAACGAGUGCCUACCUUUUUACAAUGACGCUCCUUGGGGCCGUGCCACAACUACCGAUGCACACGAAUGCAAACCUUGCAACUGCAAUGGAUACUCGGACAGGUGUUACUUCGACAAGGAACUGUAUAAGCUGACGGGUCACGGAGGUCAUUGCUUGGAUUGCCGAGCGAAUCGCGAUGGUGCCAAUUGCGAACGGUGUCGCGAAAAUUAUUAUCAGCGGCCCGAGGAUAACUAUUGCGUCGCGUGUAACUGCAAUGAGAUUGGAUCGAGAAGCUUGCAGUGCAAUAGCGAGGGUAAAUGCCAAUGUAAACCUGGCGUAACGGGGGACAAGUGUAAUCGUUGCGCGGCCAAUUUCUACAAUUUUGGUUCGCAGGGCUGCACUUCCUGCGAAUGCAACUUGUCGGGAUCGGUGGGCAACGUUCCCAAUUGCGAUUCUAUCUCGGGAGUUUGCUCCUGUAAGGAGAACGUCGAGGGAAAACGCUGCAGAGAGUGCCGUCCAGGUUUCUUCAAUCUGGCGGAGGACAACGAGUUCGGCUGCACUCCCUGUUUCUGUUACGGUCAUUCCUCGGUCUGUCGACCGGCGACCGGUUACUCGAAGCUGCUCAUCGAGAGUAUGUUCGUGCGAGGACACGAGCGCUGGUCCGCGUCCGUGGCCGGUAAUCCGACUCAGUUGCACUACGACGCACCGACGCAGACGAUCUCGGCUACCGCGCACGAUCGUGAUAACGCGUACUUCCUUGCGUCCGAUAAAUUUCUGGGAGAUCAGCGAGCGUCGUACAAUCAGUAUUUAUCGUUCAUACUGAGGAUAGGGGAAACUGGUCCGGCUCCAACGGCGCGCGAUGUAAUUUUAGAGGGUGGUAACGGCGAGCAGAUCACGCAGCCGAUCUUUGGCCAGAACAACCAUUUGCCGACCGUUAUGUCUCAAGAAUACCGAUUUAAAUUGCACGAGAAAGAUAAGUACGGCUGGCAACCACAAUUAUCUUCUCGCACCUUCAUAUCAAUUCUGUCGAACUUGACCGCCAUAAAGAUUCGCGGGACUUACACUCAUCAAGGGCGGGGAUUUUUGGACGACGUGAAAUUGGAGACGGCUCAUCGCGGCGUAGCCGGCGAGCCGGCCGAUUGGGUGGAGCACUGCCAGUGCCCUCACGGCUACGUCGGUCAGUUUUGCGAGUCGUGCGCGCCCGGAUUCCACCACGAUCCGCCCAACGGCGGUCCCUUCGCCCUUUGUGUUCCUUGCAACUGCAAUGGGCAUGCCGAUAUUUGCGAGGCUGAGACUGGGCAAUGUAUCUGUCAGCAUAAUACUGCAGGAAGCAAUUGCGAGUUAUGUAGUAGGGGAUACUAUGGUUAUCCACUGAAAGGAACUCCGGACGAUUGCAAAGCAUGCCCUUGUCCCGAUAACGGGCCUUGCAUUCUUCUGGGCAACAAUCCGGAUCCCAUCUGCUCCGAAUGUCCUAUCGGCAGGACUGGACCGAGAUGUGAAACAUGUUCCGACGGUUACUAUGGGAAUCCUGAAAGAGGUCUCGCUUGCCGCCCUUGCGAUUGCAACAACAAUAUCGAUCUAAAUGCAGUUAGAAAUUGUAACCACGAAACGGGGGAAUGUCUCAAAUGCGUCAAUAAUACAGCAGGCUUUCACUGUGAGGAAUGUCUAUCUGGAUAUUAUGGAGAUGCAUUGUCGGAUCGCAAGGAAGACGGAUGUAAGUUGUGCCAGUGUUAUCCACCGGGCACUUUGGAACUUGAAGACGGAAGAGUUGCGCCUUGCGAUCAAUUAACGGGAAAUUGCGCCUGCAAGCCGCAUGUCAUGGGCCACAAUUGCGACAAGUGCGAGGAAGGCUACUUUCACAUUAUGAGCGGAGAGGGUUGCACGCCUUGUAACUGCGAUCUUGAAGGCUCUUAUAAUCGCACUUGUGACCCGAUAACAGGACAAUGUCAGUGCCGACUUGGAAUAACGGGUCAACAUUGCGACGCCUGCGAGCCUUAUCAGUAUGGAUUCAGCCGCGAGGGCUGCAAGCCGUGCGAUUGCGACAGUAUUGGCUCCCAGGAUUUGCAAUGUGACGCAAACGGACAAUGUCCUUGCUUGACAAACGUUGAAGGCAGGCGUUGUGAUCGCUGCAAGGAGAACAAGCACAAUCGUCAGCACGGCUGCGUCGACUGUCCCGAUUGUUACAACCUUGUACAGUCGGCAGUCAAUGAACACCGACAACGUUUGGCUGAGCUUGAGGACACUCUCUAUAAAAUCAACAGCAGUCCCACCGUCAUCAAGGACUCGGAUUUCGAGGAGGAGCUCAACAACGUUCAGGAUAGAGUAAAAGAGUUACUGAUUAUUGCCAAGCAAGGAUCCGGCAGUGAAAAUAAAACGUUAGUGGAACAGCUAGAUGAGUUGCGUGAGCAAUUAAAUACGAUUGACAAGAUCUAUCAGACCGUGGACGUGACGGCGAAUGAUGCACGCGAUAUAACUGAAGAAGGUUUAACCAUUAUCAAUGAGGCAGAGAAAGUCUUGGAUAAAAUCUAUGAUCAGCUAACGGAUGCAGAGGAUUACUUGGGUACGGAUGGAGCGAGCGCUUUAACUUCGGCGAAAUUGCGCGCUGAGCAAGUGGGCCAGCAGAAUCAGCAGAUGACGUCGAUCGCACAGGAGGCACGUGUACUCGCCGAAGCAAAUACCAACGAAGCCAAGAAGCUUUAUAUGUUGGCGGAGCAAGCGCGAAACACAACACUGGAGGCUUAUAAUCUCGCAAAACAAACGAUAGCGAAAUAUUCCAAUAUAACGGAUGAAAUAAGGGAUCUGGAGAACAAGCUGGCACAAUUGGAGGAUCGUAUGGACGAAGUGAAAAAUCUCACUGCCAUCGCAGCUACUAAAUCCUCAGCUGUUUCGCAGGAAGCGUUAGAUUUGCUGAUCCUCGAUUUAUCGCUUCCUCCAGUCGAUAUCGAGCAAUUGCGACAGCAAACGGAAAGCGUUAGCAGUGUGAGCUUACAGAUAAAAGAGCAGGCGCAACUCUUAUUGGAGCAAAACGAGAAUCUUAUCAGAGAAAUGGCUGAGAAAGUUGAAAGGAGCGAAGAACUUUUAGACAAAGCUCAAGAUCAACAAGCCUCGACAGCCGAAUUGUUAGCUGAAUUGGAUAAAGCCAAUGAGACGGCAAAUGACGCUGUUAAACGUGGCGAUCAGACACUGAAAGAAGCUCAGGAAACCUUGCAGAAAUUAGGAGAAUUUGAUGCUGAGGUACAACGUGAACGUGUUAAGGCUCAGAGUGCUUUGAAGGACAUCGAGCAAAUUGAAGAAUUGAUCAACGACGCUAAUACGCAAGCCAGAGAGACGGAGAGAGUGCUACAUUCAUCGGAAGGUAACGCUAAAAACGCACGCGAAAUUGUGCAAAACGCUCAGACUUAUGCGGAUAGAGCAAGUACUAGUGCAAACGAUAUUAGAGUGGAAGCGAAUAAAACUAAAAUCGAAGCUGUACGGCUCGGAAACGAAGCCGAAAAGUUGCACCUUCGAGUUGACACCACGGAUUCGAUGAUCCGACAGUAUGAAAUUCAGACGACCAAGGACGCCAAUAUUACCGCCGAGGCAAACUAUAAAGUUGGCCAGGCGAAAACCAACGUGACUCUGGCGUCGCAGCAAGUUGAUAAAGCUUUAUUCGAAGUUGCCGCGAUCAUCAGAGAGCUCGAGAAUCUACCAGAAAUCGACGACGCAGAUUUGAAUCGCUUAGAAGAACGUCUGGUUGCUGCUGAGAAAGAAAUUAAAGCCGCAAAUCUGGAUCAGCGAAUUCGCACAUUGACGGACGCGAAGAAUCUGCAAUCGCAGUGGGUUAAAAAUUACGAAGAUGAGGUCAGUAGAUUGCGAAUCGAAGUGGAAAAUAUCGAUGAUAUUCGAAAUGCUUUGCCAACUGAUUGUUAUCAGCGUCUCCGUCUGGAGCCUUGAAAGAGUCUUGAGUUUGCAUUAUCUUACGUCUUAUUCAUUUUUGUGUCAUUUCUUAGAAGUAUAUUAUAAACUAUACAUUUUAAGUCCUGUGUAUCCUUAGUUAAGGCUCGAGGAUUUUAAAAUCUUUUUAGGUCGAGGAUCUUUUUCAGAUCACUAAAACUAUUUUGUUAAAGAAAGAA